AUGGCCGCGUCAGCAAAGGCCUGGGCUUCCUCCGCCUCCGCCUCUGCCUUCUCCGCCUCCCUCGCCGCCGCCUCUGCCUCUGCUAUCGCUGCCUCCGCCUCCGCCACCGCCUGUGCCGCCGCCAUGGCCGCCUCCUGCGCCGUCAUGUUCCUGAUCCUCGCCAGCUCUGCAUCCACCUGA
Messenger RNA from Spirodela intermedia, 180 nucleotides. The record is from the annotation of a GenBank genome assembly. Lineage: Eukaryota; Viridiplantae; Streptophyta; Magnoliopsida; Alismatales; Araceae.